UUGAAUAAACUUUCUUUUUAAAACAAACAAUUUGUUUUGUUUGGGAGGCUGACCAAUAAUGGCCGAGAAUAUAGAAACAAAAAUAUGACGACAGAGUGAUGAGAUAGACCAAUGAAGAAGAAGCCGCCGCAAGUUACAAUACUAUUUCUUUUUUUUUUUGUUUCUAUGUCUUUUGCUAACCACACCCACUUAUUAUAUUUACCUCUCCUCUCCUCCCUUCUCACACAAUUUUUCGGAUCAAAGUCAAAGCAUAAAAAAAAAUUGCGCUUGAUCUUGUAAGUUGUAACAAUUCCAACUUAACUAUGAAAAUUAACAUCCGAGAUUUCACCAUUGUCCGGCCUGCCGCCGAGACCCCAGUCACUAAUCUUUGGAACUCCCACGUUGACCUCAUCAUCGCUAAGUACCACACCCCAAGUGUCUACUUCUACAGACCCACCGGCGCCUCCAAUUUCUUUGACCCUCAGGUCCUCAAGGACGCUCUUUCCAAGGCACUCGUCCCCUUUUACCCGAUGGCUGGUCGCUUGAAGAAAGACGAUGAUGGUCGUAUCGAGAUCGAUUGCAACGACGCAGGUGUUCUCUUUGUUGUCGCCGAUACUCUCUCUGUCAUCGAUGAUCUUGGGGACUUCGCUCCUUCCCUCACUCUCCGCCAGCUUAUUCCUGAUGUUGAUUACUCCGUCGGCGUCCACACUUUACCGCUCCUCGUCGUGCAGGUGACCUUCUUUAAAUGUGGGGGAGCUUCCCUUGGGGUUGGCAUGCAACACCACGUGGCCGAUGGUUUCUCUGGUCUCCAUUUUAUCAAUGCAUGGUCUGAUAUGGCCCGUGGUCUUGACCUUACCAUUCCACCCUUCAUUGAUCGAACUCUUCUCCGCGCUAGGGACCCGCCUCAGCCUGCUUUUGAUCAUGUUGAAUAUCAGCCUUCCCCUAGUAUAAGGAUCCCGUCCUCCAAACCAGGCCCUGAUGAUAACACUGUCUCCAUUUUCAAAAUAUCACGCGACCUACUUCUUGCUCUCAAGGGGAAGUCCAAGCAGGAUGGGAACACUGUAAGCUACAGCUCAUACGAGGUCUUGGCUGGCCACGUGUGGAGAUCAGUGUGCAAAGCGCGCGGACUUCCAGACGACCAAGAGACCAAGCUGUACGUUGCAAUUGAUGGAAGGUCUAGACUUUGCCCGCAGCUGCCCCCUGGUUACUUUGGCAAUGUGAUAUUCAGUGCGACACCAUUGACACUUGCAGGGGAUCUUUUAUCAAAGCCAACAUGGUAUGCUGCUGGGAAGAUUCAUGAUGUUAUAGUUCGCAUGGACGAUAACUAUCUGAGGUCUGCUCUUGACUACUUGGAGAUGCAGCCUGAUCUGUCAGCACUGGUCCGCUGUGCAUCUACCUACAAAUGCCCAAAUUUGGGAAUCACAAGCUGGGUCAGAUUACCCAUGUAUGAUGCAGACUUUGGUUGGGGUCGUCCCAUAUUUGUGGGACCUGGUGCAAUUGCAUACGAGGGUUUGUCUUUUUUGCUACCAAGUCCUACAAAUGAUGGCAGCUUAUCCUUGGCCAUUGCCCUCCAAUCUGAACACAUGAAACUGUUUGAGAAGUUUUUGUACGACAUAUGAGAGAGAUAAGCCGCCAUAUGAGUAUAGCUCCCCCUACUUCUAUCUUCUUCAAUGGUGGUUGAUGAGUUAAGUUGUCACUACUUGCUUUGCGUUUACCUUGGCCCAAGGAAAAAGAUAUUCAAGAACGCCUUGUAUCUCCAUGUUUGGAAAACAAAAGAAAAAAAAGAUGAGAUUAUAAACUUUUUCCGAGAUUGUUGUGCUUUCCAUUUGUAUCCAGACAGAGCGAGUUGGAGGAAGUAGCAAUGUCCCAUAUGUUCAUAUUGGCAUCGGUGCGACCUGUUAGUUUUAUAAUUGAGUUUGGUCGUAUAUGUUAUAGAAUUAUAUAAUUUAAUGUGUUUGUUGAGUGAAGAAGUAUGUAUGAAGAAACGUGAAGAGGUGUAUAUGUAAGAGUCGUGACGUUUCGACCAAGACACAAUCAUUGGUAACGGUCACUUAUGGUUAUGACCGUAAGACUUGUAUAUAAGUGUGUUGUUGUAAAACAAGAAGAU
Messenger RNA from Camelina sativa (false flax), 2086 nucleotides. RefSeq names its product shikimate O-hydroxycinnamoyltransferase-like. Lineage: Eukaryota; Viridiplantae; Streptophyta; Magnoliopsida; Brassicales; Brassicaceae. Gene Ontology annotation, molecular function: acyltransferase activity, transferring groups other than amino-acyl groups. The record is from RefSeq and is a predicted model, not a curated record.